AUGGAGAUCAUGUCCACUGGAGACGUCACUGGAGAUGUCUACCCUACAGCCAUUCUCUUCUCGGUACUCGCUUGGUUCUCCUGGCUUCUUUGUAUUGCACCUCUUGUCUGGCACAUCUCGCAGCGAAACGUUGCAGCGAGCUCGCUGGUGCUCUGGAUCAUCCUCACAAAUUUCCCUCUCGGCAUCAAUGCGAUAAUAUGGGGCCACGACAACAUCGACCAGUGGUGGGAUGGUGCUGUGUGGUGCGAUAUCAACGUCCGCAUCCAGGUCGGAGCGCAAGUCAGCUUGGGCGCAGCCGUGGCCAUGAUCCUUCGGAGACUCGCACAGGUCAUGGAUACUCGCAACAUCACCGUGUCUCUAAGCAGGAGCAGCAAGUUGAGGCGUCAGCUAGUCGAGCUUGCAUGGUGCUGGGCAUAUCCUCUGGUUAUGAUCCUGUUAUACAUUCCCAUCCAGUCCGUCCGUUACCACAUCUCAGGCAUCGAAGGAUGUAAUUCUGGGUAUGACCCAAAUUGGAGAAGUCUGGUUCUCAAUGUCAUGUGGGUGCUCAUCACAAUGCUCGCAGUGGUGUAUUAUGCAGUCCUCCUCCUCUUCCGUCUCUUCCGGUACCGUCGCGAAUUCUCCCGCCUCGUGUCAGCCCGCAAUACCACUCGAUCUCGCUUUCUCCGUCUUUUUUUGAUGUGCAUGGUCUUCCUCUUCACCGUCGUAGCGUACUCGGUGUACUCAUUCUACUACUUCUGCAACGCCAUGGUCACAUACGAGCUUGACACCGCGUGGUGGGAUUCCAUCGAGGGAGACAAAAGAAAAGUCAUUCUCAAGUUCCGAUCAGACGGCGCUGUGCACGUCGACAAAUGGGGCCAAAUUGGCCUGGGAUACAUCGCAUUCCUGCUCUUCGGCACCGGCACAGACGCCUACAACACUUACAAGAAGAUGCUCCUCGCAAUCGGCUUAGGCAAACUCUUCCCCAGCCUGUACAUCAUGCAUGACACCGCCUCCAGCACACCCAGCAGCUUCGUCAAGGCCAAGAGCUACUUCUCCAAAGGCACCUCGCGCUUCAGCUCGUUCGGCGGCAGCACCUUCAACACCAGCAUGCGCAGCGACUCCGUCGCACUAGACACCCUGGACCGCCCGGCUCUACGCUCCGUCUCCAGCACGACCCCCGUCCUGCACGACCACAGCGAGCCCCUCGCCCCCUCGCUCCUCAAACGCAUCUUCACCCGCGGCCGCCAUCAGCCCAUCCUCCCCGUCUUCUCGCAGCGCUCUCUGACUCCCCAGCCCGAGAAAGACACCGCCACAGACACAGUCACCGAGGGCUUCUCAGCGCGCGCAUGGGCGUCCGAGGCGCCAUCGAGCCGACGCACCAGCGAGCCCAGCGGCGUGAUUGUGUUCCGCGAAGUGCACUUAGACGAGGAGAUACGGGCGAGCGCGGAGCGGAACGAGAACACGCAUGGCACCGUCGAAGUAUGCGGCAAUGAACAAUUCGUGCUUGGAAGAGACAUGAAGUGCCGCUACAGCUGGUAUGACGACUUCACAAUUUCUAGAGAACAUCUUCGCAUCCAUUGCAUCCUGUACGAACAAGAUCCGGUUGCUAAUAUUGCUCCUUUCGUCUAUGCUACUGACCUCUCGGCGAAUGGCACUUACUUGAGGAAAAGCAAUGCCGAUUGCACUGGCUCUCAAGGUCGGGGUAUCUUGAUGGGCCAGAAUGGCAGCUUUCUUCUCGAUGACGGGGACGAGCUCCAGCUGUCAGAGACCGUUACUCUAAUUUAUCGGUCAGUUGGAGCAGUUAUGCAAAGUGUUUUGACAGCGACUCAAGAGCGCGAGAAGGCGGUGCUUUCGUCUCGCUACCUCAUUACCAACCGCCUACUCGGUGAAGGUGGAUAUGGCAAGGUACUGAUUGGUAUCGACCAGAUCACACAGCGUCAGCUCGCAUGUAAGAUGGUGAACCUCGAAAAACUCUACGACCGACGCGCUGACCUGUUCGCGUCCACAAAUGAUGCGCAACAGCCCUCGAACCAAGCCAUCAAUGAAUUGCCGCUCAAUGUCCAGAACUGUUUUCGCGAGUUUGACAUUCUCAAAGACCUCAGCCAUCCCAACAUUGUCCACAUACAAAGGGUUUUCUGGAGUCGGAGCACGAUUUACAUGUUCCAGGAACUCGUGACCGGCGGAGACCUCUUCUCAUACAUUCAGUACAAGCAUGGCAAGAUUCCAAUCAUCGAAUCCGCUGUUAUUAUCCGACAGGUUUUGAAGGGUGUUCAGUAUCUGCAUGAUCACGAUGUCGUGCAUAGAGACCUCAAACCUGACAACAUACUGAUGACAUCUCUCGAUAACGGCGCCCGUGUUGUCAUUACAGACUUUGGCCAUGCGCGAUUUCUGCCUAACGCAAACACCCAGCGCGACUUUACGAGCAACAAGCUAAAACGCAUGUAUAGUGUUGUGGGUACGCUUGAGUACGCUGCACCUGAAAUCCACAGAGCGAACGACGCCAUCCCAAGCACGAGUGGCUACUCUCUAAGUGUCGACAUGUGGUCCAUUGGAUCCAUCACGGCAGCCAUACUCACAGGAGAGAUUUUAUUCAGCUGCCGAAAUGACGGUCCCUUCGAGGAAGACCCUCGACGUGUUAUAGUAGGUCUAGCCGCAGAAUGCGAUUUGAGCAUCCUCGACGACAAGUACCACCCUUUGUGGGGCCCGAUCGCCCCUGCGCCGAAAGAUUUCAUCAAACGUCUCCUUGUCUUGGACGAGGAAGAUCGCAUGUCUGCGACCGAAGCCUUGGAGCAUAUCUGGUUCACCCACCCAAUGAUGUCAGCAGAGUUCGAAGCUCAAUACGAGCGAGCCAUUAAGAAGUGGCGCCCACGUCUGUUGAACCAGACAUCUGGAGAGCGAAAAGCAUCAGACAGGAGUUCAAUUGAUGGCACACAGUCCCACUUCCUCUCUUCCAAGCGAACCCCAGAUCCAAACGAUCUCACGGACGAGUGUCACCGCACGGGUAAUGCUCAGCGCAGAGACCAGCUCUACCAAGACUAUGCAGUCGGCACACAUCGCGACUAUGCUGAUGAUUAUACUGAAUCCAACGAAGGUCAAGAUGCAUCCCUCGAUCAGCAGUCCGAGGGGCAGGAGUAUGCCGAAGAUGAGCCCGAUGACGCUCCGACGCCUCCAACGAACGACAGUAGAGGCCAACUCCAUCGCGUCAACACUUCAACACGAGGUAGGUAUUUUCAAAGAGAGAUUGUCGAUCUGGAUGACCUCAAUACUCCAACACACGAAUCGAAUGAGGGGGUGAAUGUCGUCGAGCCUAACUCUGAGAGGGGUGAUGCGGCAAAGCAGUACGGACGACUACGACGAGAAGAGACUGUUCAGGUGCGCAGGACUCCGCCUGUAGGCAAUGAGGCAUGCGAUAGUCUGGAACAAUGGGGGCAGCAUCGUGACCAGCAGACGCAAUUCCACUACGACACGCAGGCGGAGACGAUGACGCAGGAUGAUGAUAUCCUGGUGCAGGAUACGCCUCCAGAGAUGGUAUUGGAGCCCAAGGUCACGAGUACGAAUAGAGAACGCCGUGACUUUGACCAGAAUUGUAGGCAAUAUGUCUACGAAGUACCUUUGGCUCACAAAGUCGGCAAACCAAAGAAGGUCUAUGGCCGACGCCGUUGA
Boeremia exigua is the source of this 3642-nucleotide messenger RNA. Its product is annotated as pheromone A receptor-domain-containing protein. Gene Ontology annotation, molecular function: mating-type factor pheromone receptor activity; protein kinase activity; ATP binding. NCBI's taxonomy places the organism in Eukaryota, Fungi, Ascomycota, Dothideomycetes, Pleosporales, Didymellaceae. Gene Ontology annotation, cellular component: membrane. Bases 1 to 3642 code for a protein of 1213 amino acids. The transcript is spliced from 8 exons. The record is from RefSeq and is a predicted model, not a curated record. Gene Ontology annotation, biological process: protein phosphorylation; G protein-coupled receptor signaling pathway.